AUGGGGCUUUUGGAUAAGGAAUGGGACGUCGACUACGUCCCUGGCGUCAAGCUCGGCCUCCACAUAAUGCAGAUCAUAUGUGGCUUCGUGAUAUUUAUCCUCGAGAUCAUACUAUUCAAGUCGGAAAACGCAAAGAUAAACAGCAACAAUGGCUGGACAUUUGGGCUGUGCUUCCUGUCCGUACCUGCCUGGAUCUUCCUAGUCAUGACCCCCCGAUUCGAGCGAACACGAAGGCUUGCUCAACCCCACGCCAUGGCGGUAGUUGACGUCGUUUUCGCCAUCUUCUGGCUCUCAGGCUUUGCCAGCCAAGCAGCAUACAACACGGCUAACUCCUGCGGCAAGGGCUGCAAGGUAUCCAAGGCCAUCGUCGGCACAGCGUUCUUCCAGAUCGUCUUUUGGGCCGGCACUUCCUUCCUCAGCCUCUACACGGUGAAGUACUACCAGUUCAACGGAAGCCUCCCGGGCUACGACAAGCUUGGCGCGGGCAAGCCGCACGAGAACAUCGACCCAGAUAAGGCAGCGUUUUCGAUGGCGCCCCACGACGAGGAGUCGUACGCCCGAAUCAACGUAGAUGACCACGAUCCCGACGAUCACGACACCCCCUACAAUGCUGAUGCGUACGGCUCUCAGAGCUCGCGCCCCAUGUUCGACAGCGAGACCGAGUAUCGGCCACACAGCGUGUCGCCGGCUCCUCCCUCGGAAACCCCGUUCGACGGCAGCUACCGCGCGCACGGUACCCCGUCGCCGCUCAAUGACCCGUACAGCUCUGGCUACGGCUCCGCACCUGAUGCCGCUCCUCAACUCUACGCGCCACCUGCUACUGGGCCGGAGUACAGUGAUAGUCCGGCGCACUUCCCGGUUGCCAACUAUGACCGAACACUGCACUAA
Messenger RNA from Pseudomassariella vexata, 888 nucleotides. RefSeq lists its product as uncharacterized. Lineage: Eukaryota; Fungi; Ascomycota; Sordariomycetes; Amphisphaeriales; Pseudomassariaceae. The transcript is spliced from 2 exons. The record is from RefSeq and is a predicted model, not a curated record. The coding region runs from base 1 to 888 and encodes 295 amino acids.